AUGUAAAUAAGAUUGCUUUAGACCGAAAGUAAAAGAUAUUCUCAUGCCAUGGAAUUGGGAAUAUAAGGGGCCGACAUUAUUCCAUUUUAAUGGCCUUCGGGGUGGCCCGUGGAUACUGGACUUUCCUUCAUCUUUUCUCCUUAUAAGAGUUUUUUAAAGGUCUCUGAGUAAGCUUCACACAGAUAGACAUAAAAUUAGACAGUUAAGUGAAGAUAAGGAACAAUGUCGGAUGAGGAGCACCAUUUUGAUCACAAGGCAGAUGCAGGGGCAUCCAAGACAUUCCCUCAGCAAGCUGGGACUAUUCGCAAGAAUGGUUACGUUGUCAUCAAGGGAAGGCCCUGUAAGGUGGUUGAAGUUUCAACCUCUAAAACAGGAAAGCAUGGCCAUGCCAAGUGUCACUUUGUAGCAAUUGAUAUAUUCAAUGGCAAGAAACUUGAGGAUAUAGUUCCUUCCUCCCAUAACUGUGAUGUUCCUGAAGUGACUCGUACUGAUUAUCAAUUAAUUGAUGUUUCAGAGGAUGGGUUUGUGAGUCUUCUGACUGACAGUGGUGACACAAAGGAUGAUCUCCGCCUCCCAACUGAUGAGCAACUUCUUUCCACGAUCAAGGAUGGGUUUGCUGAAGGCAAGGAUCUUAUUCUGACUGUUAUGCAUGCGAUGGGAGAGGAGCAGAUAUGUGCAGUGAAGGAUAUUGGAAAAAAUUAAAAGGAUUUUCCCUUGGUCUAUAUAGUUUUAAUAUUAUGGCUUUACCAGCAUUUUAUUCUUAUACCAUAAGGAGAUGCAAGAUAUGACAAACUGUGCAUCAUUCGACCUGACAUAUUAAGGGAAAGAAGUAACCCUUAUUCUGGAAACAUGUCUAGAAAAAUCAAUCAUGAUAUUUAUAAUUCUGCUCUUCUAAGUGUUCAAAUGUCAGGUAUUCUUUUAGUAAGUUGGGAAUGUUUCAGGUGAACCUUAAAGCUAUAUUGGAGAAUAAGAUUGAGUGCAAUGCACCUAUUUUUUAAAUAAAAUAUUUUAUACUGUAACAACAGACAGGUCAGUUUUAUUAUUACAAACAAUUCUUAUGCUAUAAAAGUCGCUUUGUACAGUUUU
Messenger RNA from Cryptomeria japonica (Japanese cedar), 1086 nucleotides. RefSeq names its product eukaryotic translation initiation factor 5A-2. Gene Ontology annotation, molecular function: ribosome binding; translation elongation factor activity; RNA binding. NCBI's taxonomy places the organism in Eukaryota, Viridiplantae, Streptophyta, Pinopsida, Cupressales, Cupressaceae. The record is from RefSeq and is a predicted model, not a curated record. Gene Ontology annotation, biological process: positive regulation of translational termination; positive regulation of translational elongation. Bases 223 to 702 code for a protein of 159 amino acids. The transcript is spliced from 5 exons.